Poeciliopsis prolifica (blackstripe livebearer) is the source of this 1306-nucleotide messenger RNA. It is a transcript of the gene tmem88bl, whose product is annotated as transmembrane protein 88. Gene Ontology annotation, cellular component: plasma membrane. The coding region runs from base 175 to 696 and encodes 173 amino acids. The transcript is spliced from 3 exons. The record is from RefSeq and is a predicted model, not a curated record. Gene Ontology annotation, molecular function: PDZ domain binding. NCBI's taxonomy places the organism in Eukaryota, Metazoa, Chordata, Actinopteri, Cyprinodontiformes, Poeciliidae.
GGGACGCGCAGCGGCAGCGAGCAGCAGCAGCAGCAUCUCAGCUCUGCAGGUUCAAGUCACGGUUUGUUCAAAGCCGAGGCAGAAACAGGAGUUUAUUUCAAACAGGAAUAAAAGAUAAAAGCUGCGCGACCAUCAGCGGAGGAGAGACGGGAGCAGCGGAUUCACUGGCCGAGGAUGUGUGGUGUGGAUGUGGACCUGGAUGAUGGCGUCUCAGCGGACGAGGAGAAGGAGGAGGAGUUCUGGGUGGGGGACGCAGUGAAGAUGCUGCCCCCCCCGGCGGCGCACAGCGACGGCAGCGCGUGGGGCGGCCGCAGGGGAGCGUGCGGCUCGGCGGCCUGCGGGGCGGUUCUGGUCCUCUGGAACCUGUGCGUGGUGUCGGCCGGCGCUUUGCUGCUGGCGCUGGUCUUCUCUGUAGUGCUUCUGCCUGCAGCGCUGCUGCUGUACGCCGGCUUCCUCUGCCACUCCAGAGUCCUCGACGCCCCGGCGGCCAUCUGCCGCUACCUCGACGACAACAGCUGCUCUGCCCUCAUCAUCCUGGGCUUCGUGAUGAUGUCGCCCCUCGUAGUCCUGGCGGCGGCGGUUUUCUGCGGUUUGCUGAGGAAGUUCCAGCUCCUUCUGUUCCUCCAGCCGCUGUCCAGGGCUCGGUACCGAGGGAGGCUGCUGGACUGGGUGGGAAGAGUCCAGGCCUGGGUGUGACUGGCUCUCCAGGUUGAGGUUGAAUGGCAAACAGAGUGAGAGAGGACAGUGACAUAUUCAAUUUCCAGUGUAAACAAUGAAUAGAAUAGAUGUCAGCUUUAAAUAAGCAAUCAGUCUGAUUGUUUUCACCUAGUGUCAGUAGUUACAUUCUUUUGAAUAUUAGUUCUGUUUAAAACAUGUUAUUUUGUUCCUGUCUUUCAGAUUAUUUCUCAGUGUUUGCACAUGUAGAGCCAAUUUGAGAUGUUUUUAGAUGUGCUCAACUCUUGAAACUCAGACAUUUGCAAGCUUUUUUUUUAGUAAUUAACUGAAAUUAAUCCCAAAAUAGAAUUUUUUCUUGCAAAUUUUUGACUUUUCCAGCUCAGAAAAGUUUUUGUUUUUCCUAGAAAUUUUUUUUUUGGAUUAAUAUAAAACAUUUCUUGGCAGAAAUUUAUUUAUUUAUUCCCUGUUCACGCUGGCCCAAAUACUCUGUACAAAGGUAAAGUUAUAAAUCCCACUAUUUAAAAAAAAAAAACCUGUCAGUUCAUCUAUUAGUAGCAGUAAAACUUCUGAUGUUUUUAAUGGUUGCAUGUUCGUAUGUAAAACAUUAAAGGUAACAACUUUUUCUGUGUCA